This is a messenger RNA of Colletotrichum lupini, 465 nucleotides long. RefSeq lists its product as uncharacterized. The record is from RefSeq and is a predicted model, not a curated record. Lineage: Eukaryota; Fungi; Ascomycota; Sordariomycetes; Glomerellales; Glomerellaceae. Bases 1 to 465 code for a protein of 154 amino acids. The transcript has 6 exons.
AUGGUAAUGAGUCGAGUCGCACCUCCCGUAGAAGCGGCGACAGCGACUGGCAGCUCAACCGAAGUCGUCGAUAAGAAGAUUACGAUAAGAGGGCUUCCAUUGCUCUCCUUUGGUUCAUCAUCAUCCAAAACUCCAUUAUCAACUAUCGCCUCUUUGGCUUCUAGCCCUGCGCCCUAUUCCUAUGAAAAACGUACAUGGCUGGCUUGCUUGCGAACUCGCUCACCAGACCCCACCACUCGGAUCGAAUUACAUCUAGACAAUGACAUGAUUUCCUCGAUUCCCGGAACUUCGCCUUCUUCGAACCAAUUCAUCCGCCAUCAAUCUCAUAAUUCAUCGUCUUGGCCACAAGUCGCCCAGAGGAGUCGAUCUGCCCUCAACGUUCCAUCCCACGCUACUUUAAAUACGGGAACGCCAGACACUACUACUGAGUCACCCGCGAUUGCUGUCGUCGCCGCCAACUAUUAG